AUGUUCAUUACACUACCCUAUACCACACACGUAAUCAUUUCUAUUUUUCUCCAUGUACUCGGCAUCACACUCUGUUUAUUCAUCUGGAACAUCUUUCCUAGGAAUGUGAGUUUUAACCUUCCUAUUCCUUAUUACAGAAGAUACUUAGAAACUAAGGAGCGACUAGCUUUUCUAGUACACACACUUUUUGGAACUAAUCAUCCACAAUUCCCAUUCAUCGGAAAUUUGCUGGUUUAG
Messenger RNA from Angiostrongylus costaricensis, 237 nucleotides. Lineage: Eukaryota; Metazoa; Nematoda; Chromadorea; Rhabditida; Metastrongylidae. The record is from the annotation of a GenBank genome assembly.